AUGGUUCGUAUCUCAUUACUCAAAGAAGCACAGUCUGCGCAUUUUCUUUGUUUCUUCCAGUGGCUUUCAAAGUUGUGGGUUGCAGCCAUCCCGCUGAUGGAUGAAGAACUCAAUGAUUCUGAUAUAUCACUAGAUGAUUCAGUACAUUCAGGUGAAAACGAUGAACUUGUGAAUUUGUUAGAUGUCCCAUAUACCACUACCGAGUCGCGUGAAGAGGAUUCACUAGAGUAUGAGAUAUUACAUCCCAACCAAUUAUCACAGUUGAUGUCUGAUAUUACCAAAGAAGUUGAACAAAUAAUUCAGAUUCCUCCAACUUAUUUACGACUAUUACUUGCUCAUUUUAAAUGGGAUAAAGAUGCAUUGAUGGAAUUUUAUUUUGAACAUGGAAAAGCAGAUACAUUUGCUCAAACAGGUAUUGUAGACCCUAUGGAUAUCCCAGUGACAGGAUCAAGGAAUUUGUGUGAAAAGAAAAAUGAAAUCGUUUGUGAUAUAUGUUUUCUACCAACUACUCCAAGUCAAAUGUUUGGAUUGUCUUGCGCUCACUACUUUUGUUUAACUUGUUGGCAGCGUUAUCUUAAAAUUAAAAUAAUGGAAGAAAGUCAAAUUGACCGAAUUUAUUGUCCUUCAUCCACUUGUCGUAUAAUUGUUGAAGAUGAGGUUGUAUUUCAAAUGAUUACUGAUCAAAAUGUACGCAAGCAUUUUCACAAGCUGAUAUCUAGUAGUUUUGUUCUCCACAACCGUGCAUUAACUUGGUGUCCAGGUGUUAACUGUGGACAUGCCGUGCGUUGCUUUGGUCCCCGUGAACCAUAUCAAAUUACUUGUACUAACUGUGGUGAAUGCUUUUGUUUUGCCUGUGGCCAACCAUGGCAUGAUCCAGUUCGUUGUGAACAGUUAAAAACAUGGAUUAAAAAGCUUGAAAAUGAUAGCGGUACGCUUGGUUGGAUUGCAGCUAACACUAAAGAGUGUCCAAAAUGUCGUGCAACUAUAGAAAAAAAUGGUGGUUGUAAUCACAUGACCUGUCGGAAUGUUGAUUGUAAGCAUGAAUUUUGUUGGAUGUGUCUAGAUCGAUGGGAGCCCCACGGAUCACGAUGGUACACAUGCAAUCGUUAUGACGACUCCGCUGCUAAAUUGGCUAGAGAAGCUCAAGCUAGUUCAAGGUUAUCACUGGAUCGUUAUCUUUUUUAUUCAAAUCGUUAUUUAAAUCAUAUGCAGUCGUUGAGGUUUGAGGCACGUCUAUAUGAAACAGUGCAAAGUAAAAUGGAAUCAAUGCAAGCUCAUGGAACAUCUUGGAUAGAUGUUAAAUUUUUCAAAAAAUUAGUUGAAAUUCUUUGUCGCUGUCGAAGAACACUCAUGUAUACUUAUGCUUUUGCUUAUUUCUUAAAAAAAAAUAAUCAUUCAUUAAUAUUUGAAAGUAAUCAAAGUGAUUUAGAACAAUCUACAGAACAGUUAUCGGAAUAUCUGGAUCGUGAUUUAUCUAAUAUCAAUUUAAAUGAAUUAAAACAGAAAAUGCAAGAUAAAGCCAGAUAUUGUGAAAGUCGCCGAAAUGUUCUUUUAGAUCACGUACAUGAAGGUUAUGAUAAAGGAUUUUGGGAGCAAUCCGACACUUGUUAGUGUUUGCUUAACUGUAUGUUCAUCCAUCCACACGCACAUAGAAUAUCACAGUCUUUGUUUCCAUGUGUAUAGUUUCUAUUUUUGAAUCACUAUGAUCUCGUUGAUAUCAAUAUUUCUAUUUUCCCUCGUUCAUGCGUACCUCAGUAGUUUGGCUUAUGUAUAUGCACUUUCAGUAAUUUCAAUAAAAUAUGAAUGAUAAAGACUUAACCAAACCAGGUCAUCAUUAUGUGUUUAUAGAACUCUCUUUUUUUCUGUAACCCUAAUCAGUAAUUAUAUACUGUUUGCAUUCCUGAAUCUUGUCAUCCUUUCCAACUUCGUUUCCUAUGUUGUAUUGUUUAUGUAUUCUUCCUUCCUAAGUCAUAUUUCAUUUAUUAAUUAGUUGAAUGGAUUAUUGUCACUUUUAGUAAAGUUCCUAUUAUUAAGAUUACCAUUGUUUUCUCGAAUAACCAUAGCAGCGUACAAACUGUUACAGUUAAAUUGAUAGAACUUUUCCAAUCCAUUUUGUUUUGCCAUGUACAGUUCAGUUUCUGCUUUUAUUUAUUUGUCUACAUGUUUGCACAACAGUUCUAAGCAUGUUGACACAAAUACAUUUGUAUAACUAUCGUUAUUGUCAAAUACUAUGGUGAAUGUGUCACCCUGGUCAACAUUAGAUCGGGAAAGCUGUCUUCAAUUGUUGAUUGUAAAUUAAAUAUUACUUGCAAACAUAUGUGUAAAAUAUGCUGAAGUACACAUAUGAUUGGCAUCUCUUGUUGUUAGGAUUCUACGAUUUCUUAUUUGCUUUCUGCCUUCACCCAUGAUUUUUCAUGGCCAUAUGAAGUAAAUAGAUUUUAGUUUCCGAUUGCCUGGAUAAUUAACAUUGCAAGAAAAUCAAUGUCUACUCUUUGUUGAGUUUUCUCUAGCGAUGUUUUUUUCAAUGAAUUAUUUGUUUCUAGCUACUAGCAAAAUAUAUUCCUUUGUUUCGUUAA
Molecule: messenger RNA, 2576 nt
Organism: Schistosoma spindalis
Lineage: Eukaryota; Metazoa; Platyhelminthes; Trematoda; Strigeidida; Schistosomatidae
Source: the annotation of a GenBank genome assembly